UAGUCUGGCAGUCAGUCAGGAUGCAGGUGUUGGUGCUGCUGGUGGUGUUCUGCCUGGUGGCCAGGGCUGAGGAGGACUCGCCGGACUCGAACUGGCGCACAAUCAGCGCCUCGGGUCGCAGAUAUUUGCACCCGCCCCCGGUGCCGCACGGAGCAGCCGACGCUGCCGCCACCAAAACCACGAGUAUCGCGAGUAUUCCUCCUUCGGACGUCAAGAAUUUGCACUCCAGCCCUGUGGCCACCAAUUACUACCCGAGUCGGAGAGAUCCGGACGCCGUGAGUGACAAGAUUCAAGGCGAGCCUGGUGAUCCCGUGUCGUUGGCGCAACCCACUCGGUACCACUACUACCCCCAUAAUCAGCAUGUCUACUUGUUACCCGAGUGCGCAAUUCAACAGGUUUGUAACGCAGUCUACGUGCGUCUGAAUUACACGCAGCCUCUCUGUGCUUGUCCGACCGGACACAGAGACCCUUGCUCGGCCAGUCUCAGGUCUGAUGAUCUUCACACAACGGAACUUAUCACGGAUAAACGCCUCGGAAAGCCACUGACUUUGGUGAAGACUUGCGAGCCUGUGGCCGAAAUGAGGGAAUGCAGAGCGCCAAGGGACUGGUCGCUUUUGGCCUUGCAAAACGUUAGAACUGGAAAGUCGCACUACUUGGUCAUUUGCAGAUGUCCAGGAGAUAAUGCACUAGAGGGCCCCAUGAGUCAUGAUCAACCAACAUACGCGAGUGUGCCUGGCAUAAGAGUUUUUGGAAUGAUGUGCGUCCGGCAAACAGUAACCAAAUUCAGAGCAGCCCGACCCCUUCGAGUACGGCGGGAACUUUUGGGGCCGAAACCAUUGCUGCCCUGGCACAAAGUUCGGCAAGUGGCAGACAGGCUGGGCUGGAGCCGCCGAUGAUGGUCGUCAGCCGUUGGGUUAUGGACUGGGUUUGGACUGACUGACAGUCUUUUACUGGUGUUGUUUUUCCCCUCCCUCCUAUCGUGUAGAUACAAAGUUUGUUCGAGUAACUCAUACCCUCCCUAAAUUAUUGCCUAGUUGAUAAUUUUAUUUAAUAAUGUUUAGUUAACUUGUUAAUUUAAUUCAUAAUUAAUGCGAUUGAUUGCUGAUAAAUUAUACAAGUUGCCUGCCAGCGUUUUUGUGACUGUCGAUGCGAGAAACUGUUGUUGAGCAAAUGUAAAUAACAAAUUAAUAAUAAUUUUAGUGAAAAAUAUCCAUUUGAGGAGUCGAAGUUUGAUUAUGUCGAUUUGA
Molecule: messenger RNA, 1247 nt
Organism: Neocloeon triangulifer
Lineage: Eukaryota; Metazoa; Arthropoda; Insecta; Ephemeroptera; Baetidae
Gene: dsx-c73A
Exons: 6
Coding region: 21-896 (291 amino acids)
Source: RefSeq, a predicted model, not a curated record